GAAGUUAAUCACAAAUCUCGUUUAAAUCUUGUGGAAAAUUUCAAGAGAACAUUCCAAAUUCUUUCAUACACUUGGUCAUUCAUGGCAUUAUGGCAGAGUCCAAACCAAGAAUACCAGGCACAGCCCAGCACUUUUUAGAGUGUGGAAUUCAAGACUGUGAGAGAAACUGUGAAUUUUACUGCAAUCCUUGCCACCAACCGAUGUGUAAACAAUGUAGAGAUGAACAUCUGAAAAAUCCAAAAACAAAAAACCAUGAAGUGGUCCUAUACCAAUUACGAAAACGUCAACUUCCUGUGAAGAAAUGUGAGAUCCACCCCACCAAGGAUGUAGAUCUUCUCUGUGAAGAAUGUAAAAUCCCUUUAUGUUCCAAGUGUGCUGCCACUCCAGAACACAGAGGCCAUGCCUUUACCGAUUUAGAGACUAUCUAUGCUGAGAAGUUCUCAUUCUGUCUAGAGGAAAUUACCAAACUGCGGGAGUAUUUUCUGCCAACAUCACAAGACAUACAAAAAGAAAUUAAUGGAGAUGCCAUAGAAAUCAAGAAGGCAAUGGACAACAUAAGAACAUCCAUGAAGGCUGAAGCCGAGUCUCUAAAACGUCUGGUGGAUAAAGUGCAAUCAGAGAACAUGACACAACUAGACCAAAUAGAGCACUCACUGCUAAAAGAUUUAAAAAUCCAAGAAAAAACAUUUGAUGAAUACACCAAACAUCUCAACAACCUAAUUAAGGAGUUCCAGGAUUUCCUCUCCUCACCAGAUCCCACAAAAUUAACUCUGACACUCUCUUUGGUGGAUAUGAAAAUCCAACCACUACCAGAGACAACAAAACCAGUAACACCAGUAUUUACUGCCGGUCAACACAGCAAAGAAGAUGUUACCAAAUUACUGGGUAAAAUAAGUAUUCCAGAGAUAAAACCAGAAACAAGGAAAAUAAAGCCAAUGGAAGUUCCAUCUCUCCCAACACCAACGAAACCUACAAGCAUAGAGUUGAAAUCUGACAAAGGAAAAUCUAAUGUGAAACAGACAUUGUCUCUGUCUUCCUCUAUCACGAAUUUCAGGGAGUUCAAAGUACAAGGUGUUAACAAAGUGUGGCACAUAUCACUAGAUCAGUCAGGCAGACUCUGGGUCAGUGAUAGUUAUGGUAACCUUGUCCAAACAGAUCUACAGGGGAAUCUAUUACAGAAGAUACAAACCAGUGGUGGACGUGGUUACCACACAAUGACACAGGAGGGGGAUCUGAUCUUUACAGACAUGGACAAGGGUGUCAUCAAUAGGAUUACACUGGAUAACAAUAUUACUGAAUUCAUUACAACAGGAGACUGUAUACCAAUCAGCAUACACUCCUCCAACAUAAAUGGGGACUUACUGGUGGGGUUGGUGAAGAGAGGAGAGGUUAAAGUCACCAGGUACGACAAGACAGGGAAAGAACUACAGAACAUACAGAAGGAUAACAAAGGACAGGAACUGUAUGGUAUGCCACGCUACAUAACAGAAAACAUCAAUGGAGAUAUCUGUACAUCAGACUUUAAUAAUAAGGCAGUAGUGGUGGUGAAUAUUUCUGGACAACACAGAUUCUCCUACACAGGUCAGAGGCCAGGGUUCACUCCCUAUGGAAUCUGUACUGAUGUCCUCGGUCACAUACUGGUAUGUGAUUAUAACAGGGUUCACAUUCUUGAUCAAGAUGGUCAGUUCUUAUCUCUACUAAUCACACCAGAAACAGGGAUUAGUCCAACUUGUGUAUGUGUGGAUGAUGAGAACAAUCUUUAUGUGGGAGCUAUCGAUGCAAAAGUUAAAGUAUACAAGUAUAUUCAGUGAUUCUUAUUCUUUAAUCUAACAAUGUGCAUAUCAUCAUUUACACUAGCAAUUAACAGAAUUAUUUGUACAUUUAUUACAGAUAUAUAAUUUUGCUCAUCUUGUGAUGCAACAAAAUAAUCAAAUUUAUGUAAGUUUAAGUCUAAUAGAUAACUAUCGUGUAUUGUAAGAUUGGAUCACCAGAGGUACAUGUCAAAUUUCCUGUUACUUAUAAUUUUUCGAAUACAAACCUUUGCUUUGUAGAUAGAUUGUUUAUUUUAAUUAGUAUAUAUAUAUGUAAAU
Saccostrea cuccullata (small rock oyster) is the source of this 2090-nucleotide messenger RNA. Its product is annotated as E3 ubiquitin-protein ligase TRIM36-like. Lineage: Eukaryota; Metazoa; Mollusca; Bivalvia; Ostreida; Ostreidae. The coding region runs from base 90 to 1811 and encodes 573 amino acids. The transcript is spliced from 2 exons. Gene Ontology annotation, molecular function: zinc ion binding. The record is from RefSeq and is a predicted model, not a curated record.